Molecule: messenger RNA, 2014 nt
Organism: Durotheca rogersii
Lineage: Eukaryota; Fungi; Ascomycota; Sordariomycetes; Xylariales; Xylariaceae
Exons: 4
Coding region: 749-1720 (323 amino acids)
Molecular function (GO): protein binding
Source: RefSeq, a predicted model, not a curated record
AUUCGGGCACGGUGCAUACAGCGAUAUCAACACCGUGUUACGGGCGAGAGCGGACGCGUCAAAAAGAUAACGGAGAUAACACGAUAAUAGAUAAUAGAUAAGCCUGCGGGUAUCUGGCCGAAACAUAAUCGCUCCGAUCUCGAGAUCCUAUCGUUAUCAACAUCGAUGUUCCGCCGUCUCAUAAAAGUCAUGACAGCCCAACAAUCUGGUUGAUGAGACGUCUCGGCCGUCAUUCUCCACCGCUUGGGGCCACUUCGAGGUCGAUAAUUGACUGAGGCGAAGAAAAAAACAAGGAAAAAAAGCUGCCCCCUCGGAGGAAACCGGGCUCGUGUAUGUACCUGGUCGAGAGCUCAUCCGAUGCUGGCGUGGUUCGUAACCAACUGAGACCGCCUUACCGUCGGCGUUGAUUCGGUGAUCGGUGGAUUCACAACACCUGAUUCACGCUACGAUCACCGCUCAACAUCGCGUCUGAGGCCGACGGGCUGGUGCCGGAGCCAGGAGAAAAUUUUGCAUGUGCUCCUUAGAUUGCUCGCAUUGGUCGAACCGCUCGUACACUCAGCUGUCGACGCUGGCAUCCGACCCACCUCCAGCCCGGGUCUUGCCAGCUCAGGGGGGUCCCGCGACGGACACGGCGUAUCUACCUAUAUAAGGCCGGUGGCUGCUGUCGACGACUGCGAGUCUGGAUAUUGGGAGUGUCGACAACGUGUCUUGUGCCUUUCGUUGAUCAUUCUGUGUACUUCUUUUGCUUAUGCCCAUGUUGCACGUCAUGGAGCGCUCACAGCUAUCGAUAGAAACGCUCCCAAACGAGAUCGUUAUCCAAAUACUGGGCUCCUUCUCGACUCGCUCGCUGCUACCCCUCGCCGCUGUCUGUCGCCGUUUCCAUGGGCUGGUAGGCCGCGUCCAUUAUGCUCGUCUUGUCAGAGCAUCGCGAAUGCAGGAUCAUGAGGUGAUCCUCGAGUGUUAUCACCCGAGCGAGAAGCUCUCCGCGCCGUCGCUAUCCUGCGAGUACCUGGGGACGGACGGUCUCUCCGAAGCAGCCGACGAUGCUAACCUAGGCGUGCUCCACACCCUGUACGCACGGUUCCGUCCGUAUCUCUCCUAUGAGAACUACAGACCUCGCAGCCGAUGGCAGACCGGGGUUCAAGCUGGAAGCGCAUUGGACCCAGCCACUCGAAUGCCCUCUCACGAGGUUAGCCUGGAAUCGGGCGAACUCUUCUCCCAGCUUUGCACCGGGGCCAACCUGGCCAAGGUGGGACCAAGACGUGGUUUGUUUUCCAGCAAUGCCAACGUUGCGGAUGGCGUGAUUCGCGUGUGGCGCGACUGGCUCCAGCGCGAGGCGGCAGACACGGCGGCGAGGCAGCAGCAGCAGCGAGCGGGUUCGAAUUUGGACGACCCGUCCAUUUUAUGGAUUAACUCGUCGAAAGUUGUCGGCUUGAGGUUCCGUGUUGUCGAGGAUGAGAGCGCGCCUGCUCCGAUCCUCGUUGGACCCGACGACGAGCCACCAGUCUCGUACUCUUUAGAGUACCAAGAGCUGUUCGUGAGAGCAGAUUGGCUAUUGCUCAGCUUUGAAAAUUCCGAAGCCCAGCAGGCCACCCAAGCAGGGUCUGUUUACCUCACGGGAAGCGGCGGCGCCCCUCGCCAGCCGUGCAACGCCUUCUUGCAAUACUCCAUACCAUCGACGCCACGGUUCCAAACAAUGUUUACUGCGCUCGUUACGUAACCGGCCUGUUACGAUAGAACUAGACGGAUUGGUUAACCGGGUAGCGGAAUUAGGAAAGGAGGGAAUAGAGCGGGAAUAUGAGAAAGUAAUGGGCACGGUUGCCGGCCGAGUGGGGGUUGACAUGAGCGUGCCAUUGCUCGGCCAAGACCAAUUAAUGGGAUGGACAAUGGAGUCACUUAUCGGGCUCAUAAAUAUGAGAUGUGCUAGGUCGGGUAGGAAAAUGUGCUGAUUUUCUGUCAUGGAGGGGGAUAACCUAGAACUUAGAUAUCCAAUAGAUUAGAUGGUUGACCGCCC